CUCUCUCUUAAAUCCCCCAAUAAUUCCCGUGAAUCAUCAGCUUGAUUCUCUCUCUGUAUUAAUUUCUAUUUCUUUUCUUCCAAUUAAAGUUGAUGGUUGAGAAUUUUCUAAGGAAAGGUUCUGGAAAUUUCAGAUAAUUUCAAGCUCCGUUUAUUCAGUGAGAAAAUUCUUCGCCAUUUUUCGGAUGUUGAAGAUUAUUAUGUGAGUUUUUUUUUCGGUGUUUUCGGAAAUGUGGCCUGAGAUUGAGAGAAGUUCCGGCGAGUUUUCAUCGGAGGGAGGCGGAGAUGCCUCGCCCGAGAUGAACCUGUUCGGGAAGUACGAGCUCGGGAAGCUGCUCGGCCGGGGAGCGUUCGCGAAGGUGUACCACGCGCGGAACGUGGGGACGGGGCAGAGCGUGGCGAUAAAAGCGGUGAGCAAGCAGAAGGUGGUUAAAGGAGGCUUCGUGGCGCAGGUUAAGCGGGAGAUCGCUAUCAUGCGCCGGCUGAGCCACCCUAACGUGGUGAAGCUCAUGGAGGUUCUCGCCACCAAGACGAAGAUCUACUUCGUCAUGGAGUUUGCCAAAGGCGGCGAGCUCUUCGCCAAGGUCGCGAAAGGACGGUUCAGCGAGGAUCUCAGUCGUCGGUACUUCCAGCAGCUGAUCUCCGCCGUUGGAUACUGCCACUCCCGCGGCGUCUUCCACCGCGAUCUGAAGCCGGAGAAUCUCCUCCUUGACGAGAAUUGGGAUCUCAAGGUCUCCGAUUUCGGCCUCAGCGCCGUCUCCGAUCAGAUCCAACCCGACGGACUCCUCCACACGCUUUGCGGAACUCCUGCCUACGUGGCGCCGGAGAUUCUCGCCAAGAAAGGCUACGACGGUGCGAAGGUCGAUGUAUGGACAUGUGGCAUAAUCCUAUUCGUCCUCAACGCAGGUUAUCUCCCCUUCAACGAUCCCAAUCUCAUGACGAUGUACCGGAAAAUCUACAAAGGCGAAUUCCGUUUCCCGAAAUGGACGUCGCCGGAGCUCCGGCGGUUCAUCUCCCGCCUCCUCGACAUCAAUCCCGAGACGAGAAUCACCAUCGAUCAGAUCCUCCGAGAUCCUUGGUUCCGAAAGGGUUUCAGAGAGAGGAAAUUUCGCCCGGAAGAGAAUUUUCAAGAGAGUCAUAGCGUUGUUAACAGCAAGAGCUUGAACGCGUUCGACAUAAUCUCGUUUUCGUCCGGUUUCAACCUCUCCGGUUUAUUCAGUGAGUGCGGCGUUUCGGAGUCGGAGGAACGUUUCGUGUCGGCCGAAACGGUGGAGGGAAUACUUGAGAGAGUCGAGGAGGUGGCGAAAAGCGAGAGCUUGACAGUGACGAAGAAGAUUGAUUGGCGGGCCAGGGUGGAGGGGCAGAACGGGGAUUUCGUUGCGGUCGUCGAGGUUCACCGCUUAACGGAUAAACUGGUUCUCGUUGAGGUUAAGCAGAAGGAAAGAGAGCUUGUAACUGGGCUUCAAAUUUGGAAAGAUAAGCUGAGGCCGAAACUUGACGGUUUAGUUUUUCAACCGGGAAGGCCGUUCUCCGAUGACUAAAAAGGGCAAGAGAGCUCGCUACGUGUUAUAUUAUUGUCGUGCAUGUAAAUUAUGAUAAUUUAUUUUUCCGAUGAUCGGGAAAUUAAUUUAGACGAAUGUUUCCAGAUUCUCAUAUAUUAUUAUUAUUAUUAUUAUUUUUUUUUUU
Messenger RNA from Morus notabilis, 1685 nucleotides. Its product is annotated as CBL-interacting serine/threonine-protein kinase 14. Gene Ontology annotation, molecular function: ATP binding; protein kinase activity. The record is from RefSeq and is a predicted model, not a curated record. Bases 230 to 1540 code for a protein of 436 amino acids. The transcript has a single exon. NCBI's taxonomy places the organism in Eukaryota, Viridiplantae, Streptophyta, Magnoliopsida, Rosales, Moraceae. Gene Ontology annotation, biological process: signal transduction; protein phosphorylation.